AAUAAUAAUAAUAAAAUAAAGUCAAGAUUCUAUCCUACUGAAUCAAUGCAAUAUACACAGAUUUGAAAAUCACAGUGAAUUUCUUUGCAGCUCAACAAACCAUGCCGGGCCCCGGUCCGCACCUAAUGUACGCCAUGAGCUCGGGACUGGGCUUGACUACCCUCUCCAAUGGCCGGUUUACUCCACACCAUACCUUAACGUACACCAUUAACGCCUUUUUUGGUCCGGACAUCGGCUCCUUCUCCGAGUGGCUCAGCUCCACCGUUGGCAUCGGCUUCGGUUCGGCCCUCGCCGAUGCCAUACAUCACCCCUUCUAUUACGUCCUCAUCCUUGGUCUUCCUCUUUCUUUCUUCUACUCUUGGCUCUCCAGAUUUUUUAUCCAAAAGGGUGUCCUUCAUUCAAUUUCUGGGGUACCCCUUUCUAAAAGGCAAUGUUUGCUUUUGGUGUCAGCUGGUUCUUUAUCCCAUUUUUUCUUAGAUCACUUGUUUGAGGAAAAUGGACACACAACUAUGUAUACUUGGAUAUUAAGCACUGGUUGGUGGAAGAACCGAGCACCUAAUAACCCAGAUGCUAUUGUUAUAGUUGGUUUUUUAUGUACUUGCCUAAUCGGUGGCUUCAUCUACAUCAAUAGGUAUUUCCUUUUUAAUUUUCAUAUCGAGUUUAGUUUUUGUUUUCCCAUUCUUAUUAUGGUUCUUGACAUUUGUGUUUCAAUUCCUUUGUUACGCAGAGUUAAACCCUUCAACGCAAUAAAACAACAAUCAAACCAGUCUGUGAAACUUAUUCUUGCUGUAGCUAGCUUGUACUGUUUAUGGUGUUUUAGCCAGAUAUACUGGGUAAAUCCUCGCCGAGCCGCAGUUGGUGAAGAGGCUGAUCUUGGAGUUCUUGUGUUCUUAGCCACAUUUUUCUUUCUUCCUCACUACUUCUGUAUAUCGUCAAUGCACACAAAAGAUCUUGAAGCAGAGCAAAUCCCUUUAUAGCACUUAUUUAUCUUCACAGGAAGAGGACCUUACACACCUAUGCUUCAUUAUUCUUCUGUGCAGCAAUGAUCAUAAUUUCAAAGGUGUAUACAAACUCCUAUGUCUUCUCAUAUUACAAGCUUUCUAAACCUGUGAAUUUUCUUUAGAUUUUGGUUCACUUCUGGUUGUAACUUUGUGAUUUAUUAGAAUUGGAACUUAGACCUUCUAACAUAUUCUACAUUUGAGAAAAUCACAUCACAUUGAAUUAAAUUAAUAAACAGAUAUAUUAUAUUGCA
Cannabis sativa is the source of this 1252-nucleotide messenger RNA. RefSeq lists its product as uncharacterized. The coding region runs from base 102 to 977 and encodes 291 amino acids. The record is from RefSeq and is a predicted model, not a curated record. Lineage: Eukaryota; Viridiplantae; Streptophyta; Magnoliopsida; Rosales; Cannabaceae. The transcript is spliced from 3 exons.